CUGGAUACCUAACGGUUGAGCGGAAAGAUUCUCAACUGCCUACUUUGCCACUUGGCUCUGAGCGAGACGGUGGUGCUAACCUAGAGCGCUUGCCUGUGUUGGGCUCAGGACGCGGGGAAAAGCCAAGGGGGAGGUGUGGUGUGCCUGAAGCCCAUUGGCUGGAAGAUGAAGAAGCUUUUUGGCUUCGGCAGUAAGACGACCGUGCUGUCCGCCGGCUCCUCCGGGGAGGGCAGUAGUGGAGUCAACCAGCUGCCCGGGUACCAUGUCCGAGACAAGGAUCUCGGGAAGAUACACAGGGCAGCCUGUGAGGGCGAUGUGGCCAGAGUGCAGCAGAUCCUGCUGCUCAGGAGAAAUGGCCCCAAUGAUAAAGACAAGAGGAACAGGACUGCUCUGCAUCUGGCCUGUGCCGGUGGCCGUCCAGCAGUGGUGACUCUACUGGCAAAGUGGAAAUGCCAGCUUAACAUCUGUGACAGUGAGAACAGGACAGCACUGAUAAAGGCUGUCCAAUGUCAGCAAGAAGAAUGUACCAGUAUUCUGCUGGAACAUGGUGCCGACCCAAAUCUUGUGGAUGUCAAGGGCUACACGGCCCUCCACUAUGCUGCCUUUGGUCCGAAUAUCUCCAUCGCAGCAAAGCUGCUUUCGUACAAUGCUAACAUAGAAGCAAGAGACAAGGAUGACCUGACUCCGCUUUUACUUGCUGUCAGUGAAAACCAACAGCAAAUGGUGGAAUUUUUAUUACAGAAAGAAGCCAACAUACAUGCAGUUGACAAGAUGAAAAGAACAGCCCUCAUACUUGCUGUAAAUUUUGCAUCAUCAAGUGUAGUCAGGCUGCUUCUUGAGCAAGGCGUUGAUAUCUCUCCUCAAGAUCGCUAUGGACGGAAUGCAGAAGACUAUGCUGUUAUCAAGGGUCAUCAAAUAAUGCACAACCUGAUUUUGAAAUAUAAAGGAGAAAAGGGACUUAAAACACCUUCUCGAGACACUAUACUAGAUCGCACAGCAGAGGGACCUCCAAGGCAGACAUCAGGAGAAACGGAGUCAAAGCAAGGUAUUCGAUCGCACAGCAGAGGGACCUCCAAGGCAGACAUCAGGAGAAACGGAGUCAAAGCAAGGUAUUCGGUGAAAGGACCUGACUGUAAUUCGCCUCCAGUUGGAGUGACCAAUGUUCGUAAAAUAAAAGUUGGAACAAAGGAUUUGCCAACGUCCAGAUCAGCUUCUCCGGAAAAACAUCCUCACUCGAAGCCUCCAGUUGGAGUGACCAAUGUUCGUAAAAUAAAAGUUGGAACAAAGGAUUUGCCAACGUCCAGAUCAGAUUCCUCAGAUGUGCCUCAUAGACCUCCUUGGGCGAGUGGAUCAGGCAACUCUAAGAGGGCUAAACAAGAGGAUCCAAGAAAUAGAGGCAUAGAAGAGGCCCACACGGCUUCUCCGGAAAAACAUCCUCACUCGAAGCCUCCAGUUGGAGUGAAAAAUGUUGUUCGUAAAAAAGCAGUUGGAACAAAGGAUUUGCAAGCGUCCAGAUCAGGUUCUCUUAGCUUAGGUGCAGUUCUUUCAUACAGAAGAUCACUAGAACUUGAAAAGAGCCAAUGUGAACUCCUUAAAGCAAAAGUUAAAAACAUGGAAAGUACGAUCAGUGGCCUACAAAAGGAGCUAUCAGAAACAAAAGAAGUGAAGUCCCAGUUAGAGCAUCAAAUGGCAGAGUGGCAAGGAGAGCUCUGCAGCUUGAGAUUAUCCUUAAAACAAGAAGAAGAGCAAAGAAAAAAGGCAGAUAUGUUAUCUGAAGAAAUUAGAGAGCAGUUAAGAAGAGAAGAAGAGCAAUGUAGUAAAGAAACUGAAUUGAAACAGCAACUUGAACUCACUGUCGAAGGACUACAAGGGGAAUUGAAGGCUGUGAGAGACAGGCUGAACCAGGUUUCUGAUAGUCACGAAAGAGCAACAAAUCUGUUACAUGAAAAUCUCAUGAUACAGGAUGAGAUUGCCACGUUAAAACGAGAAAUAGACACAAUAAAAAAUGAGAACCUGGAAAAGGAAAGGAAAUAUUUAGAGGUCAUUGAAAUUGUAAAACAAAAGAAUGAUGAACUUCAAAAGGCAAUAAAACUUAAUGAGGAAAAAUUGACACAGACAUACAGUGGACAGCUUCAUGAUCUGACAGCUGAGAAUACAAGGCUGAAGUCUAAACUGAAGAAGGAAGAAAAAAGACAGAGCCUGGAAACAGAUGUUGCGUUAUAUUGUUCCAAGCUGACUACUGCCAUGAGUGAUCAUGAGCAAAGUCAGACAGCAAAAAGAGACCUGGAACUCACCUUUCAGAGAGCAAGAGGUGAGUGGCUAUGCUUACAGGACAAAAUGAAUUUGGAGAUGUCUAACCUGAAAGAUCACAACAAGCUACUUUUGCAGCAAUUGUCUGAAACCCAGCGUAAAUUCAGUAGCCUAGACAUUGAGAUGCAUCACACGAGAGAUGCUCUCAGAGAAAACUCUUUGCUGUUAGAGCAGGUAGAGAGAGAACUGAGCCAAGCACAGUGUCAGAAGAAGGAAAGUGAAGACCUGUGUCGACGUGAACAAGGCAAAGUGAAGGAAUACAUGGGCAAGCAGGAGCGCUUGGAGGAGAGAUUAGCCCAACUAGAGAGUGUAAACCUGUUGCUGCAAGAACAGCUGGAUGAUGCAAAAAACAAAAUCGAGAGCAAAGAGAAGAUGGUAAUGGAUAGCCAAGAACGGUUUCAGGAUAUCCUGAAGACCUUUCAAGACCAAAGGGAAAAGGAAAGUCUGAUGCUGGAGGAAAGCCUUAAGAAGUUAACCAAUGAGCUUCAUCUUCUCAAGGAGAAGCUGUCUCGGGCUAAAAAUGUGAAAACACAGAGAGCAUUGCAAGAAGCACAAGAUCGAUAUAUGGAGGCCGUGAAAUGUACUGAGAAGAUGCAGGAUCAAAUGCAAAAGCUUGAAAAGGAAAAUGCCGAGUUAAAAGGUACAAACAAAAUGCAAGCGGGCACAAUUGAAGAGCUUCAGAAAAACCUGCUGAGUCUAAGUUCGUGUCCUUCUGAGAGUCUUUCACAGAAGUACGUUGAUCAUUUUUCUGGAGCUUCAGGUCAAAGAGGUAAAAAUAGAGUAAAUGGAGAAGUAGAAGAUGUGCCUCAUAGACCUCCUUGGGCGAGUGGAUCAGGCAACUCUAAGAGGGCUAAACGAGAGGAUCCAAGAAAUAGAGGCAUAGAAGAGGCCCACACGGCUUCUCCGGAAAAACAUCCUCACUCGAAGCCUCCAAUUGGAGUCAACAGUGCUGUUCGUAAAAAAACAGUUGGAACAAAGAAUUUGCAAGCGUCCAGAUCAGAUUUGUCAACAGAACAAGACUUAGAAAUGAAGUCAGAGGAAGAGCAAGAAAGGCCUGCUGGAAAUGAAAAUAACCACCCACAGGUUGAAGCAGAAAAGAAGGAGCACAGAAGCAGUGUGAUGGAAGCGUCAGAGAGCAGACGUGAUGCUGAUGAGAGUGGGUUACUUCAACAGAGGCAGAAGGGAAAGACUCAUACCCAGCAGUUUCCUACUAUGGAGAAUGAAGAUUCUGAUAGUAACUGUCCUGGCAUGCCCAUGAAAGAAGUAUGGAAAAAGAAAAUUGAAAAAAAGACGUCAAAAGAAGUUGUGAUUCCAUCAAUAUUGGAGAAGGCUGAUUCACUUACUACUGGUUUACUACACAUGAAAAAGGACAGCAGCUUAAGUGAAAGAGAUCAGGAUGAUGGCAGGCAUGCAAAGAAAAUAUCUAAUGAAAAGAACAAGGUCCCAGGGCAAGUUAAUUCUGUGGAUGACCUUGGUGACUUAACUCUGAUACCUGAAACAGCUUCUGAGGAUCGUGAGUUGCUUUGCUCCGAGUCUAAGACUUCUGUGUUGCUAAUUGAACAACCUGGCCUGGAGUGUAAAGGUUCUCUUAGCUUAGGUGCAGUUUUUGCAUACAAAAGAUUGCUAGAAUUGAAAAACAACCGAUGUGAACUCCUUAAAGCAAAAGUUAAAAACAUGGAAAGUACGAUCAGUGGCCUACAAAAGGAGCUAUCAGAAACAAAAGAAGUGAAGUCCCAGUUAGAGCAUCAAAUGGCAGAGUGGCAAGGAGAGCUCUGCAGCUUGAGAUCGUCCUUACAAAAAGAAGAAGAGGAAAGAAAAGAAACAGAUAUGUUAUAUGAAGACAUUACAGAGCGAUUAAGAGAAGAAGAAGAGGAACACAGGAAAGAUGUUGAAUUGAGAGACCAACUUGAACUCACUCUCAGAAUACUAGAACUGGAAGUGCAGACUGUGAGAAGUAAACCGACCCAGGUUUCUGAUAGUCACGAAAAAGCAACAAAUCUGUUACAUGAAAAUCUCAUGAUACAGGAUGAGAUUGCCACGUUAAAACGAGAAAUAGACACAAUAAAAAAUGAGAACCUGGAAAAGGAAAGGAAAUAUUUAGAGGACAUUGAAAUUGUAAAACAAAAGAAUGAUGAACUUCAAAAGGCAAUAAAACUUAAUGAGGAAAAAUUGACACAGACAUACAGUGGACAGCUUCAUGAUCUGACAGCUGAGAAUACAAGGCUGAAGUCUAAACUGAAGAAGGAAGAACAAAAGACAGAAAGCCUGGAAACAGAUGUUGCGUUAUAUUGUUCCAAGCUGACUACUGCCAUGAGUGAUCAUGAGCAAAGUCAGACAGCAAAAAGAGACCUGGAACUCACCUUUCAGAGAGCAAGAGGUGAGUGGCUAUGCUUACAGGACAAAAUGAAUUUGGAGAUGUCUAACCUGAAAGAUCACAACAAGCUACUUUUGCAGCAAUUGUCUGAAACCCAGCGUAAAUUCAGUAGCCUAGACAUUGAGAUGCAUCACACGAGAGAUGCUCUCAGAGAAAACUCUUUGCUGUUAGAGCAGGUACAGAGAGAACUGAGCCAAGCACAGUGUCAGAAGAAGGAAAGUGAAGACCCAUGUCUAUGUGAACACGGCAAAGUGAAGGAAUACAUGGGCAAGCAGGAGCGCUUGGAGGAGAGAUUAGCCCAACUAGAGAGUGUAAACCUGUUGCUGCAAGAACAGCUGGAUGAUGCAAAAAGCAAAAUCGAGAGCAAAGAGAAGAUGGUAAUGGGUAGCCAAGAACGGUUUCAGGAUAUCCUGAACCUUCAAGACCAAAGGGAAAAGGAAAGUCUGAUGCUGGAGGAAAGCCUUAAGAAGUUAACCAAUGAGGUGGAUCUUCUCAAGGAGAGGCUGUCUCAGGCUGAAAAUGUGAAAACACAGAGAGCAGUAAGUAUCCAGAAAGAGAAGGGAUUCUCAGACUUGCUGAAGGGAAGUUCAGAGAAACAAUCAACAUCUCAAGAAACCUUAGUGAAGUUAUGGGAAAACAAAUCUGUUCCAAUGAAAAGUGAAAUGGAACUCAGACCUAGAGAUCUUGAAUCUGAACUCUCCACAGUGAAAACUUGUACAGACUAUGCUAAGGAAACAGAAUUGAAAAUGUAUAAGCAAAUCUACCUAGAAGAAGUAAAAGUUAGAAUGUCAUUGGACAAUAAACUAAACAAGACCGAAGAGAGGCUGGCUGAGACCACCGCUCAACUUCAGGUGGUGAGAGAGCUAAAUAGACCUCAAGCUUUGACUACAAGACCAGUCCUGGAGCCACCUCGUGCUGGAAAUCUUCAUAACAGUUCAGUGUUUGGUGGAAAUCUUACUCCAAGAGAAAACCAAGUGAUUUCUACCGCACGUUCACAUCCUCCAAAUAACAGCAUCGAUGCUUUCUUGACCAAGGAGUGGGAAGAAAAUUUAACCAGAGGACUAGCAGAAGAUGCUAAGUAUGAAUCUGAACCUUACAGAACUCCCCUCCAAGGUCUCUGUCAUGAAGAUGGACUUGAAAGAGCAGGCAAAGAAUAUGUAGAGAUACUGAAGAGAAACUACAUGCUCUGAAUAGCAGUGACAUUUUUCUGGUUUUACUCCAAGGGUCAAUUAUAAUGUACGGACUCCUGAGUUUUCUAUUGGAACAUGACUAUAUGUGAAAUUCUUCCU
Sus scrofa (pig) is the source of this 5973-nucleotide messenger RNA. NCBI's taxonomy places the organism in Eukaryota, Metazoa, Chordata, Mammalia, Artiodactyla, Suidae. The record is from RefSeq and is a predicted model, not a curated record.